Molecule: messenger RNA, 662 nt
Organism: Theobroma cacao (cacao)
Lineage: Eukaryota; Viridiplantae; Streptophyta; Magnoliopsida; Malvales; Malvaceae
Source: RefSeq, a predicted model, not a curated record
UUUUUUCUCAUUAAUUCUCUCACUUUCUCUCCAACUUCCCAUCCAAGAAAUUAAAAAAAAAAAACAAAAAAACCCGUUCUUCUUUGCGCUUCUCCAGAGGCCUUUGAAUCAGAUUGCUUAUCCCCAGCCAUGAAGAAAUCCGGGCUCUUCGCUGCUUCGGUCGCUGCCGCAUCUGCUACUGCCAUCUCUGCUUCCUCUUCUCCUUCUUCCCCCAAUUUUGCUUGUAACUCCAAUUUUCAGUUUUCUAGCGAGGAUAAGAAAGAACAUGAAAGUUCUGCGAUCAAGAAAUCACCUUCAAAGGAUAAAUUUGCACCAAGGUUUGAUGGUUUAAGGUUCAUUGAGACUUUGAUCACUGCUCACAGGUGAAAAGCUUGGUUAACACAAGCUUCAAUUUUACCAGAUGAAGACUCUUUAUUAUUUGACCUUUUUGCCUUUGGUAGAUUCUCAAGAAGAGAGAGAUGAAUUGUAAUGUGUCAGGGUUUCUUAGUAUUAACUAUAUGAAAAGUCCCUUUUUGAUAUGCAGGACUUUCUUUUUUUUUUUUUUUUCCAUUUUGGAUAAAAAAGGAUGUACAUGAUUGAGGUUCUCUCCUCCUAAAUUGGUUGGUUAAUGCUCUGUUUAAAAAGGAAAAAAAGAUAAGGGAUGCCCAAGGUUGUGAAGGGUA